GAAAGCAACACAUUUCAAUUCACCUACAAUUUGCUGCAAAAUUUUAUUCAAUUUUAUUCCAUCUCUAAUAAUUUGCCUCUCAUCUCAUUAUUUUACAAUAAUAAACCAUUUAUGUAGACUCUAGACUCUAUUCUAUUCUACUCUAUCUACACCACUUCCCUUUCUCAUCUCCCCUUGGUUUCCUAACCCAAAAAACUUUUUCAGAUUUGAAUCACAAACAAAAUAGCAAAUAGCAUUAUAGUUCUUCAACACCAAAUUCAAACUCCAAACUUGAAAGUACCACCAGUACUUUUCUUCUUGUUUGUUUCAUUCAUACAUUUUCCACAACUUAGUCUCAUGUAAUCAUGCCUCAAAAGUACCUACACCAGCUACUAAAGGAAGAUCAAGAGCCCUUCCUUCUCAAAAACUACAUUUCCGAUAGACGCAACCAACUCAAAAUCACUACCAUCAAUAAAAUUCAAAACUCUAACUCUAAUGUCAAUUUCAACAUAAAUCUCUGUAAAAACGCUUCUUGUUUUUUCUCAUUCCCAGAAACACCAGACUUCAGAAAAUCGCCGCUGUUCGAACUAACAUCGCCGGUUAAAAGCCCCUGCAAAUCGUCACGAACUGCCGCUCUUCUUCUAGAAGCUGCUCUCAGGAUCCAGAAACAUUCAUCAUCUUCAUCUUCAAAUCACAAAUCAAAAACCAAAGGUUUUGGCCUGUUUGGAUCUUUAUUCAAGAGAAUUAAGCAAAGAAACCAGAACCGGAAGCGUGAAAUCGAGAAUGAAAAUGUUUCUAUCAAAGAUAUAUUGAGUAGUAAAAAAUUUGAUUCUCAAGAGAGAAACAAAAGUUUGCCGUUCGAAACCGAAACUUCUUGCAGCGGUUACUCUGAAAGGAUCAUUCAUGAAGCUUGUGCUUGUUAUCACAGUUCUUUCUCUGAAAGUCCUUUUCGUUUUGUUCUUCAAACGAGUUCUUGCUCCGGCAGCCACACGCCGGAGUUAGCAUCGCCGAGUCGUCGCAUAACAGAGGACAAGGGGAGUAAUGGAGAAGUUGAGAGUAUCAAUCAAUUUCGGUCCGGGGAAGAAGAGGAAGAAGAUAAGGAACAGUGUAGUCCAGUCUGUGUUUUAGACCCACCAUUCGAGGACGAUGAGGAAGGACAUAUAAACGAUGAUGACGACGAUGAUGAUGAUGGUGGUGGUGGUGGUUUUGAUUUGAGCAGCUAUGCCAAUGUACAGAGAGCAAGGCAGAAGAUAUUGUACAAGCUUCGGAGAUUUGAGAAACUCGCGGGAUUGGAUCCGUUAGAACUCGAGAAGAGAAUGCUGGAAGACGAAGAGGAUGAGGAGGAAACAUAUAUGGAAGAGGAUGAUGAUGAAGAUGAGGAAAGUGAAGUAUCAUGUAAAGAAAAUGACUUCAAAGAGCUGGUUUUCGAAGCUGUCUAUAUGUCAAUGGUUCAUGACAGACAGCAAAUGCCACAAGAGUUUAAGAAACUAAUUUAUGAUCUCAUUUUGGAAGAAGAGAGGGAAUUUAACUCUCUAGAAGAUAGGGACAUGGUGAUAGCUAAUAUAUACAAGAGGAUGGAAUCUUGGAAAGAAGUGGAGUCAAACACAAUUGAUAUGAUGAUAGAAGAGGAUUUCUCUGUAGAGAAUGGAGGGUGGAAGAAAAAUGUUGAACAGAUAAGGAAUAUGGCUGGUGAGCUUGAGUUUGAUAUCUUUAGCAUUUUGGUGAAGGAAUUUUCAGAGGAAUUAGUAUGUUAGUAAUGUGGGUAAAUUUUGGGACAAAGUAUGAAUGGAUUAUCUUUAUUCUUUUUCUUAGAGAAUAGUAUAGUCUAACAUGGAAUGUAUUGGGUUUAGGCUAGUUAGAAAGAAGAAGAAAAAGUGACCCAAGAAUAUGUUUUGGGUUUUGUACAUGGUGACUCAUGUUUGUAACUAGAUGUGGGGGAUGUUUUAAGUCUCAUUUGCUUAAGUAUUAUAAUUAUGAUACUCUUGACCUCA
Molecule: messenger RNA, 1970 nt
Organism: Vicia villosa (hairy vetch)
Lineage: Eukaryota; Viridiplantae; Streptophyta; Magnoliopsida; Fabales; Fabaceae
Exons: 3
Coding region: 345-1733 (462 amino acids)
Source: RefSeq, a predicted model, not a curated record